GAUGGCGGCGCCGAUGUCACCGGCGCAGGCACCAGUGACCUUCAAGGAUGUGUUUGUGACCUUCACCCAGGAGGAGUGGGAAUUGCUGGACCUGGCUCAGAGGACCCUGUACCAGAAGGUAAUGCUGCAGACCUGCAGGCUCCUGGUCUCACUGGGGCAUCCAGUUCCCAAGCCAGAGCUGACCCACCUGCUGGAGCACGGGCAGGAGCUGUGGAGGGUGAGGAGAGGCCUCUCACAGAGCACCUGUCCAGGUGAUGGAGCAGAACUUCAGAACAGACAGCCAAGCACUGCUCAGCUGGUUUUGCAUGAGGGAGCCUUGCUUCUGGGAAGCCUGACUCCGGGAUCGACAAGGGACUCCCAGCUGGAGCAAGCCACGGAUUGGGAAGAGCUUUUGGAAAUGAGGCCAGAGAAAGACCCCUGCAAGGAGACCCAUCCUGGGAAAAUGAGGCUUGAAGAUGACCGUCUGGGGACAGAUGACAGUCUGCCCUCCAAGUUGUUGCAGGACAGACUCUCCAGGGGAGAUAUUCUCCAUGAAGGUGACCCAGAGGGAGGAGGGAAACGCCUCCGGAUCCAGGCGGGGAGUAGCCUCUACAGAUGCAAGCAGUGCGGGAAAGGUUUCAGCAGGAAGUGGUACCUUGCCCGCCACCAGCGGGUUCACACCGGCAUGAAGCCCUAUGAGUGCAACGCGUGUGGGAAGGCCUUCAGCCAGAGCUCCACCCUUAUCCGGCACUACCUCAUCCACACUGGGGAGAAGCCCUACGCCUGCUCCGAGUGCGGGAAGGCCUUCAAGCGCAGGUCCUACCUGGUGCAGCACCACCCGAUCCACACCGGGGAGAAGCCCUACGCCUGCGGCCAGUGCCGGAAGGCCUUCAGCCACCGCUCCACCUUCAUUCGGCACAACAGGACCCACAGCGGGGAAAGACCCUUUGCGUGCAAAGAAUGUGAGAAGUCGUUCAGCAUCCGUGCACACCUGGUCCAGCACUAUGCGGUGCACGGCGGCGCGAAGCCACAUGAGUGCGCGGCCUGCGGCAAGGCCUUCCGGUGCAGCGCCGAGCUCCAGCAGCACCAGCGCGUGCACACCGGGGAGAGGCCCUACGCGUGCGCACAGUGCGGGAAAGCCUUCCACCGCAGCACGUACCUGCUGCAGCACUCGGUCAUCCACACCAGGGAGACGCCCUACCAGUGCAGCCAUUGCGCCAAGGCCUUCAAACGCCGGUCCCACCUCCUGCAGCACCAGCGGGUCCACACCUGAGCCGGGCCUGAAGAAAGGCCUCACCCACUGCUUUUCCGUGGCCCACUGCAGGAAAAUACCCUUCAGUGCACAGAAUGCGGGAGAGGGCUUUUGUCAGCUCUGGAGCACAGGAGCAGUCCCCUUGGGGAGAAGCGCUCUGGAUGCAGUGAAUGUAUCUUGGGCGGCAGCUCAGCUGGCCCUCAUUGGGCAGGGACACCCUAGCAGAGAAAGAGCAGGCGUGUCACCAGUGGGUCCACCUGCGUCCACACCAGAGAAUUUCCUGGGAAGAGUAUAACCACUAAGGACAGUCUUUAGCUGAUUAUUGUUCCACUUACUGAUGCAUCAUCUUGUAUGUGCCCUGACCAGGGAUUGAGCCGUCAGCUUGGGUGUACGGGGAGGGUACUUGAACCAACCGAGCUACCAGGCCAGGGCCAAUUCAUUGCUCUUGACACUCGUUUUUUUAAAUUUUCAUCUGAGCAUAUGUUUUUAUUGAUGUUUAGAGGGGGAGAGAGUCAUCCAUGUGAGACACA
This is a messenger RNA of Miniopterus natalensis, 1761 nucleotides long. RefSeq names its product zinc finger protein 550-like. NCBI's taxonomy places the organism in Eukaryota, Metazoa, Chordata, Mammalia, Chiroptera, Miniopteridae. Gene Ontology annotation, cellular component: nucleus. The record is from RefSeq and is a predicted model, not a curated record. Gene Ontology annotation, biological process: regulation of DNA-templated transcription.